AUGACGAACCGGAAGGAGUGGCUGCAAAAUUUCAGAGCAUCACCGAUCCUGUACGUGCUGUUGGGAGACGAGGGGAAACUUCCUGUGAAAGGGGAAGGAGAUCUAGUGCUGCAAAGUGCUUAUGGUGAGGUGAAGCUGGACAACGUGCUGCUGGUGGACAAGCUCACACUCAACCUCAUAAGCCAAUCGCAGUUAGACAGUGGUGGGUGCAAGACCUUCAGUGACAAGGGCAGCAUAUGGGUGUUCGGUUCGGAUUGGAAGGUGAUAGCGGAGGGAUCACGCAAGCAGGGGUUGUACGAGAUGAAGCUUCACGAGAAACAGAGUGGGGAGAAGACCACGUACCUGGCUGAACCGGAAGCGGGAAAGGUAGCACGAGAGGAGCUCCGCACCAAGCUGGAAAAGGUACCGAUUAAAGAGCUGCAGCAGCAGGCGCUUCCUAUGGCAGCAGCAGUGAGCACGGUGGACGUCAACCUGCUGCAUAGGAGGAUGGGGCACGCUGGUCAUUAUCGAAUUAAGGAGCUGAUCAAGAAGAACAUGGCAGCGGGAGUGAAGGUAGCUGAGGGUGGAGAGGAAAAUCUGAAGUGCAGCACAUGCGUGGAAGCAAAGGCAACGAAGGCACCACAUCCCAAGCACGGAGUUCCUGUUGCGAAGGAAGCGGCAGCAGCACCAACUCCACUGGAGGAGAUGAUAGAUGGGAGUGAGAAGGAGGGGAUAGGGGCAGCCAAUGGAAGCGGUGACAAUGACGACUACGAAGACCACACUACACCGGGUUUCGAUUGGGUGUGGGAGGUCCAGGAGCUGUCCUCACCUUCAACUGCUGUGGAAGAGGGUGAAGAAGACAAUGAUAAGGGAGAAGAAGCGGGUGACAACGCAACGAAUGAAGCCGGUGAGGAAGAAGCUGAAAUUUCAGAUGUGGAAGAGAGUGUGGCUGAAUCUGCCAGCACGGGGUACUCCGACCCAUGGCGCAUCAUUGACACGGGGGACAAUGAAAAGGUGGCAGCAGAGAUUGAAGAGCUACUUUCGGAUGGUGCGAUUAUCAUCGGAAGGGAGGUUGAAAAAGAUUCUGUGCAACAAGGGGCGGAUGAUAAUGCAGCAGCAGAGAAAGGUGGAGCUGAAAAUGAGAAUGAGGAGAUGGGCAAAGGGAAACGGGUCAAGAAACCCAACCCCAACCCGAGGGACGCAAGUGGAAGGAAAUGGAGCGGACUAUCACUUACCUCCUGCAGCGGGACGAGGAGGGGCUGCUGUUUGAAGGUGGAGAGGAGAGCCUAG
This is a messenger RNA of Closterium sp. Naga37s-1, 1269 nucleotides long. NCBI's taxonomy places the organism in Eukaryota, Viridiplantae, Streptophyta, Zygnematophyceae, Desmidiales, Closteriaceae. The record is from the annotation of a GenBank genome assembly.